Molecule: messenger RNA, 1861 nt
Organism: Musca vetustissima
Lineage: Eukaryota; Metazoa; Arthropoda; Insecta; Diptera; Muscidae
Exons: 4
Coding region: 1-1323 (440 amino acids)
Source: RefSeq, a predicted model, not a curated record
AUGCUGAACCUAUAUAUUGGAGACAAGGCCCAGUUCAUUCACCAUUUCACAAAGUGGAGACAUGAUAUUAACCAUCCAUUUUGGGCAGAAUGUUCAAGUCCUCCAGUUUUUCCCAAAAAAGCCGAUUCGUGUAACUCAUCUGAUACGGAAGAAGUCGAUAACGUCAAUAUGUUGGAGAUAUUGCAAAGUAAUAAAAAUGGGGAACGUGUGCUACAGUUUUACGAAAAAAACAAGUUUCUCACAGAUGAACUAAGAGUUUUCAUUAUAAACAUUGCUGCCCAGCAUUUUGCAAGAAAAGACGCACCAAUGACUCUUCAAGCAAGCUACAAACUCGAAACGCAAAUAUUGUCUCUAUUUCCGACUGAAAAACUUGAAUUCUAUCGAACAGAACGUAGAGGAAAAAUUUAUGUAAAAUCCCAAAAUCUUAAAAAACAAAGCAAGCAGAUUUUUAUGCUGGAAAACGAAUCACCUACGGCGUCAAAAAAGGCUAAAAUUACUUUUGUACCUGAGGAGAAUGGAGAGGAUUUGGUGCAAGUUCUUAAAUAUGACAAGCUUUCAGCUGAAGAGUUUGAAACAAAGUGGAUUUCUUGUGCCAACUAUAGACUUAAUCAAGUACUUAACGAAUGCAGUAGCCUACGAGAGAUUCUUAAAAAGUGGCCUGAAUAUAAAUCACAUUAUAAGUUGAUUGAUAUUGACUUCUCAAUAAUGCAUAAAUCGCACAACAAAAUGCUCAACUGGGACCAAAAAAUCCUAAAGUUGUUUAACUUUUUGAAAAAAUCUAAGCAACUUAAAUGUCAUGGUGAGUCAAAAAUGUUAGAAACUCUCCAGGACGAAGAUUUGGAAAAGGAUCGAGGCACAUUUGCAGUGAAAACCCUGUGGAUUUUACAUUAUGUUCUUUUCCCGACUGGGCGGCAAGUUCGAAAAACAAUUCUCGGAAAGAAAGAAAUAUCUCGCUAUACAAUAAAGGACUCCCAGAAGACGUUUUUGUUUUUGGGAAAGACUUUGCAAGAAUUACACGACCAUAUUGAUUUUUUGUUAAAGAUGAAAGAACAUAUUCAGCCUUUUAUAUUGGGAAUCGGAAGUCUGGACGAUAUACAUGAAAUUUUUGUUUAUUUUGAUGGUGACCUCAUACGGUUUCCUAAUUUUCUUCGCUCUUUGGAUAUUUGUUUUAAAAUGUUCCAUUUAUUUAAUUUACAAUAUCCCACAGCAUCUGAAACAUUUUGGAUCUUUUUGGAAAACUACUUUUUUGAAAUAAGUUCAUGCUCAAAGAAAAAGUCAAAGGUAAGCAUCCUCUUGGAUGAUUUAGAGAAACAAUCUGAGUAAUUGGUUUCAAUUUAAUAAGUUAUAAAUUCUCAGAUAUUUAAAACACUAAAUUAAAUAAUAAUUAAGCUAUUUUUAUAUUGAUAUCUUCAUAUCAAUUAAAAAUAAGUUCGAAAAUUAGAUUUAUGCAAAUAACAAACGUUCCUAAAUUCCGCAGAUUAAAAACUGACUGUGUAUUUGAAUUACCUCAAGUAAUUACAAAUAAAGACUUAUAGACUAUAUAAGUAAAAAAAGUUAUAGUAUUUUAUAAGAACUUGUAUGCUAAAAAUAUAUUAAAUAUAUUACUGUUAAAAACAAAUCAAAAUGGACUGAAAAAUGAAUUAUAACUAAGUAGAAUUGUUUACAAAAUAUGAUAUGUAAGAAGAAACAUGAACUUUUGUAACACUGAUUAAAUAAUAUUUACAAAAUUAAUUUUUAAAAACCGCUUGCAAAACAAGUCACAAUAUGAAUUUAUUAUUUUUGAGUUUAACAUAGAUAUCUAAGACCUCUUUUGUUUGUAAAUGAAUUAACAAAGAUACGUUUUUACAAAAUAAAGAAAAAU